CGUUAUUCCUGCGUUUUUUUUCAGCGCUUUUUAGCUUUUUUCCAUGGCUUCUGGAAUCGCAUAGUCACAUCACAUUCGCAGCAGCCAAACCAAACCACACCGAAACCUCCAAAACCCUAGCACGCCACCGUCCAUGGCGACGACACGAUCCGCGCCGCUCCUCAAGCACCUCCUCACCCGUCUCAACCCUUCUCGCUCCGUCACGUACAUGCCCCGUCCCGGCGACGGCACCCCUCGCGGCGUGACGCUGAUCCCGGGCGACGGAAUCGGGCCUCUAGUAACCGGCGCGGUGGAGCAGGUGAUGGAGGCGAUGCACGCGCCGCUGUACUUCGAGAAGUACGAGGUGCACGGCGACAUGAAGGCGGUGCCGGCGGAGGUGCUGGAAUCGAUCAGGAAGAACAAGGUAUGUCUGAAGGGAGGACUGGCCACUCCCAUGGGCGGUGGAGUGAACUCGCUGAACGUGCAGCUGAGGAAGGAGCUCGAUCUCUACGCCUCGCUCGUGAACUGCUUCAACCUCCCUGGCCUCCCCACGCGCCACGACAACGUUGACAUCGUCGUCAUCAGGGAGAACACCGAGGGCGAGUACUCCGGCCUCGAACACGAGGUCGUCCCCGGCGUGGUCGAAAGCCUCAAGGUAAUAACAAAGUUCUGCUCAGAGCGCAUUGCUAAAUAUGCUUUUGAGUAUGCUUACCUAAAUAACAGAAAGAAGGUGACUGCUGUGCACAAAGCAAACAUUAUGAAACUUGCAGAUGGUUUAUUCUUGGAAUCUUGUCGAGAGGUUGCCACAAGGUAUCCUGGAAUCAAGUACAAUGAAAUUAUUGUAGACAACUGCUGCAUGCAGCUUGUUUCAAAACCGGAGCAGUUUGAUGUCAUGGUAACCCCCAAUCUUUAUGGAAAUCUUGUUGCAAAUACAGCGGCAGGUAUUGCUGGAGGCACUGGAGUCAUGCCGGGAGGUAAUGUUGGGGCUGAUCACGCUGUGUUUGAACAAGGUGCUUCAGCAGGAAAUGUUGGCAAUGAUAAAGUAGUAGAACAACAGAAAGCGAACCCAGUGGCACUCCUUCUCUCGUCGGCCAUGAUGCUUAGACAUCUCCAGUUUCCUGCAUUUGCUGACCGAUUGGAAACUGCCGUUAAAAAAGUGAUUCUGGAAGGCAAAUAUCGGACAAAGGACCUUGGAGGGACAAGCACCACCCAAGAGGUUGUUGAUGCAGUGAUAGAUGCUUUAGACUGAUUCAUUUAUUUUCUCAUCUUCCAAACGAAAUCAGCCUCGUGUAUUUUUGGCUAACUAAUUUUAUCAACAUUAUUUUUGCACCCUUUAUCUGCGAAAUUGCCAUUUUUUUGGUCCAUAAUAAUGUUAAAUAUUCAACACAAAAACCGAUAUGAUAAGAAUUUAUAGAGUUUGAUAGCUGGUGUUUGUUACUA
This is a messenger RNA of Glycine soja, 1419 nucleotides long. Its product is annotated as isocitrate dehydrogenase [NAD] regulatory subunit 1, mitochondrial-like. The record is from RefSeq and is a predicted model, not a curated record. The transcript is spliced from 4 exons. Gene Ontology annotation, biological process: tricarboxylic acid cycle; isocitrate metabolic process. Bases 134 to 1228 code for a protein of 364 amino acids. Gene Ontology annotation, molecular function: isocitrate dehydrogenase (NAD+) activity. NCBI's taxonomy places the organism in Eukaryota, Viridiplantae, Streptophyta, Magnoliopsida, Fabales, Fabaceae. Gene Ontology annotation, cellular component: mitochondrion.